Molecule: messenger RNA, 852 nt
Organism: Penicillium egyptiacum
Lineage: Eukaryota; Fungi; Ascomycota; Eurotiomycetes; Eurotiales; Aspergillaceae
Source: the annotation of a GenBank genome assembly
AUGCGGUGUUUUCUUUUGAGCGUGCUGUGCACCAUACUGUUGCUGGGGACGAUAUCAUCGGCUUGGCCAUGGCGACCCUAUGGAGGACUCCUGGGUGGUUCCUUGGAUAAGCGAGCCGACACCACAGAGACAACAACAGCUGAAACCUCCGAAUCUACCGCAGAUGCAUCCACUGCCCCCAAGACUUCUACCGGAACAAACACCGACGCAAAUACCGACACAAAAACAGGCACUGCAACCGAUUCCGAGACGACUGGCACAGCAACUGGCACGAAAACAGGAAAGGGCAAGACUACCACGACCAGCUCAAUCUCCAUUGACCCUGCUGCCGCUGCUGGCGGUGUGUCCAUGAUCACCCCCGCUUCCUCGUCAACGACCUACUACAAGAUCGGCGAGGAUGUGACAUUUGUGUGGAACUAUACCUCCUUGUCGGUCACGCCAUCCGCGGUCAACGUCGUGGCUUCGUGCGGUUUCAACUCGAUGAAGUAUACGCUCAGCUCUAACAUGACCGUGAAGGAAACUGGAAGCAUCGUGUGGGAUACUGGAAAAUACCAGAAAUCGGCUACCAUUCCGUUGCUCACAGCAUCGUAUACUUUGAUCGUCUACGAUGCCGACAAAGACAUCGGCGAUGCUGCGAGCGCAGGGCACCUGAGCUCGCAGAAUGGUGGUUACGUCUUUGGGAUGUACACCCCCCAGCCUUACACCCCCCUCAAUGAAUUCAAGUGCGCUACCUGCAGCGGUGCCCUGUCCGAAACCAGUCGCCUAGCCAUCAAAUUCACCGUCGGAAUGGCCGUGAUCACGUUCGCGUCGUUCACCUGGUUUGCGGGCAGUGCUGGCGUCCUCGUCACUUGA